AUGAAAGAGAAAGACUCCCAGAAGCUCAAGAUGUGUAAGACGGUCCCCAAGGCGAUGGUGCGAACGGCCUCCAACGUGAUGGAAAAGCUCCGCGCCCUGCAGGAGCUGCAGCACCCGCACAUCUCAAGCAUCACGGACCUCAUGGAGGAUGACAAGAACUACUACAUCAUCAGCGACUACUACAUGGGCGGUGAUGUACAGGAUUGGUUGGAGAAGAUGGACGAGGGCAACUGGUUGCAGGAAUCGACUUGUGCAGCCUACGUGCGUCAGGCACUCCUCGCCCUGUGCCAUAGCCAUUCGGCCCAGGUCUUUCAUCGUGACUUGAAGCCCAGCAACCUUCUGCUGACCACCAAGUUGCCAGAUGCUGUCAUCAAGGUGGUGGAUUUCGGCCUUGCCAACAUCCUGGAUCCUGAUAAUGCGAUUAUUCAAAAGAACCCCAAUGAGUACACAGUGCCAGAGAUCUUGAAAAGCUCCGAGCCGACCAAGCAUGGCGGUGCCGACAUGUGGAGUGUGGGUGCCAUCGCCCAUGCACUCCUGGUGGGAAGCGGUGCCAGCGUCAGCUCCAGGAGAGGCUGGGGCUUCGGCAGAGAUGAUGAAGGAUGGAGUGAGAGAAGUCCCUUGGCACGGGAUUUUGCCCUGCGGCUGCUGAGGCCUGCUGGAGAGCGGCCGACUGCUGCCAAGGCCUUGCACCAUCCCUGGCUGAAGACCAUCAUGCCGAUCAGCACCAUCAAUACAAACCACAGCAACACCAAAGAAGCCAGGGAGCUUCGAUACAAGAUGCUUUGCUAUUCGUUGAGCCUAAUAAUGUUGCCAGCGGUGGUUCCGCAUCGGGAUUUCGAUCAGCUUCGGACGGCCUUCCAGCAGAGCGAUCUGGACCGCGAUGGCUUCAUCCCGAAAUCGAUCGGAUUAAGGCUGCUGUUGGGCCGGUGCAACCUCAAGGAGGCGGUGGUGCCAGCCAUGAGCAUUGUCGAUUUGGGCCGCACAGACACGUGCGACCUUGCUGCGGUUGCAGCGGCAGACUUGAUUGCCAGAGAGUUCUUCGCCGCGGGACCUACUUCGGCUCCUUUGGUGGGGCCGUUUGGCGCCACUGAUCUCGCGCCUAGACUUAUCAAGCGCUUCUUCGAGGUCUUUGCCGACAGGCACAACGGUGCCCCUGUCGCUGCUGUCCAUCUUGGAGCCAUAAGGACCAAGACACGCACUGCCACAGCAAGAGACGUGGAGGCUUUCGGCAACAUCAACUACGAGGAGCUGCUGACAUGCCUCCCGGAGGACACCAUGAUUGAUAGCCAGCUCCUCAUGACGCAGCUCUCUGCAAGCGCCGGGCGCGGAACGCCCCUGGGCGUAGACCAAGAGCUGUCACCUUUGAGAGCAGAGUCGCCUUGGGAGUCGGCGUUCCUCGACUUCUUCGGUAUUUUUUACACAUGUAGUGCGUCCAAGCGCGAUGAGUCGCCUGGUUCCAUCCGAAUGUAUUGA
Messenger RNA from Symbiodinium natans, 1473 nucleotides. Lineage: Eukaryota; Dinophyceae; Suessiales; Symbiodiniaceae. The record is from the annotation of a GenBank genome assembly.